Ilyonectria robusta is the source of this 2292-nucleotide messenger RNA. RefSeq names its product microtubule associated protein-domain-containing protein. The coding region runs from base 1 to 2292 and encodes 763 amino acids. Gene Ontology annotation, molecular function: microtubule binding. NCBI's taxonomy places the organism in Eukaryota, Fungi, Ascomycota, Sordariomycetes, Hypocreales, Nectriaceae. The record is from RefSeq and is a predicted model, not a curated record. The transcript has 3 exons. Gene Ontology annotation, biological process: mitotic spindle midzone assembly; microtubule cytoskeleton organization. Gene Ontology annotation, cellular component: spindle; mitotic spindle midzone; cytoplasm.
AUGGACACGAGUUACCUGGCCCAGCAGGUCAACAACAGCAUUGGCCAGCUGCACGGUCUAUUCGACGAGAUUGGUGUUCCCGAUCAUGAGCGCGAGGCUCGCGAGGAGGAGCUCUUCUCCGCUCUCUCCGAAGCGCUCAACAGCCAGGUUCGUCUCGUAACACAGGAGAAGAAGGAGAUGGUCGACGAGGCAAAGAAGAUCAUCACUGUCGUCCGUCAAAUGGAGACGUCUCUCGAUGACUCCAAGAACCGACGCGACUACCAAGAUGACGAAGACCUCACCAUCACAUACCCACUGGUGAGGUGCUUGCAAGCUCUCAAGGAGAAGCACAGCCAGAUCAGCCGCAUCCAUAAGGAACGCUUCGAGCAAGUCAAGAAGCUCGUACAAGCCCUAGAAUCCUACUCCUCACACCUCGAAGCCACAUUUGUCCAGAUCGCGCUCCCUCCCACAGGCCCCAACCAGUCCAUCCCUCCCAACUUCGAUCUAUCCCCGUCCUACGUCGACAGGCUUGACAGCGAGUUUACACGCGUAUAUGAAGAGUAUACCCGUCGCAUAGCUACAGUGCAAACCCUUGGUGACCAGAUCAUCGGACUAUGGGCCGAGCUCGGCAUUCCCCAGGCGCAGCAAGACGGCGCCAUCGUCAAGUACUACAGAGACGCUCCUGAGCAGCUUGGCCUCCACGAGGAGGAUAUCGCCCGGCUUCGGACCAAGCGCGACAGACUCUCUGAUGAGAAGAAGAACCGAGAGAAGCGACUACGAGAUCUCAAGGCCGCCGUUGAAGCGCUUUGGAUCAAGCUAGGCGUCGACGAGAGCGAGACCAAGGCCUUCUUCAACCAGAACCGCGGCUGUGGCAUUCGUCAGAUCAACGAGUUUGAAGAUGAGCUAUCGCGAUUGAACGAGCUGAAGCGUCAGAACCUCCACCUAUUUGUUGAGGACUCCCGUAUCAGACUUCAGGAGUUGUGGGAUUCGCUGUACUUCUCUGAGGAUGAGAUGCUCGACUUCACCCCUGCUUUCUCCGACGUCUAUAGUGAUGCGCUUCUAGAGGCUCACGAGCGUGAGGUUACGCGACUUGAGGCCCUCAGGGAACAGCGUGCUCCCACCUUGACUAUGAUUGACAGACACAAGACCUUGGUCAAGGAGCGUGACGACCUUGCUUCGUCCAGCAAUGAUGCCUCGCGACUCAUGGCCCGUGGUCAGAAGGGAGAGAAGCGAGAUCCUGGAAAGCUUCUUCGCGAGGAAAAGAUGCGCAAGCGCAUCGCCAAGGAGCUCCCCAAGGUCACUGCUGAGUUGCGCAAGGUGCUUUCAAGAUGGGAGGACGAGUACGGCCGGCCGUUCUUGGUCUUUGGCGAACGAUAUCUGGAUGAGAUCGACGCAGCCGACGGCAGCAGGAAGACCGCGCUCCCGCCUCGCUCCAAGACACCCGCCGGACAGGCUCCAUCAUCCAUCAAGGGACACAAGUCGACGUUGAGCAAAAGCACUGCGCCCCGGGCUGUUCCUCCUCGUUCCAUGACCAAGACUCCCACCGCGGGUAAUCAUCCCACCAAACGGGCUCAACCUCAGCCUCAACCCGUUUCCAACGUCCUGGAGAGUCCAACUCGCAGCCCAUCGCGAAUCCCAGCGCGUGUUCCUCUGUCCAACAUGAAGCACGGUAACAACUCGCCUGAACGCCCCAGGCCCGAGUCAAGGGGUGAGACUCUUCGACAAGGUCCCCCUCUGAUGAGGGCUCCGCCACCCAAGAUGCGAGACCUUGUGCCGGUUCCUGAGUUCAAGGCUCCCACCAACCCUUACAAGUCGGCUGGCCUAGCAUCGAGUAUUGUUCGCCACGUCGAGCCUGAGGAUGUCUACGAUGACAGGGGAUCUCAAACCUCUCGCUCCAACUCUAACAUGUCUCACAACACCCACAAUAGCUAUAGCGAGGAUAGCUACGACGAGCGGUACGCCACCGUCCGUUCCUCCCACCAGAGCCACCAGAGCUACCGCCAGGCUCCUCCACCUCGACAAAUCUCCGGCACGUCCCUCACGUCGACGAACAUCUCCGGGUCUGAGAACUGGGAGACGUACGAUGACAACAGCGAGCCCGAGGUUGAUGCCUCAGACGCAUACUACGCCAAGCUACGAGCGGCACGAGGGAAGCGGUUCUCACCUGAGCAGGGCCACCGACCAGCGAGCAGCCAGUCUAAGCGCAUCCGAGGAAUCCCCCCCUCAGCCUCGUAUGGAGCACCGGGGAUGAUUGAGCAAGACGGCGGCCGAAUCAUCUCAGGGAGUGAGUGGACUGACGAGGAUGCCUAUUAA